UAGCAUGCAACGAUUUUGUUUCAUUUCCAGGAAAACAGUGGGAAACUGUUAUGGCGGCACAUAGUGUUGCUCAAAGUCUCAACGGUUUUUCAAAAUUUUUAACCAUUAAACUAUGGAACUCACGAAUAAAGGAGGCUGUAAACCAAAACAGUACCGAAAAAGCCCUUCUUUUCUUUCGCCGAAUGAAGCAAAAUGGGUUGGAACCAAACAACUUAACCUUUCCAUUCAUUGCAAAAGCCUGUGCCAAGCUUUCCAAUCUAAAAUGUUCCCAGAGCAUCCACACCCAAAUCGUAAAAUCGCCAUUUGGAAACGACAUAUUCGUGCAAACCGCAAUGGUGGAUGUGUACGUUAAAUGUGAUCACGUGGAUUAUGCGUACAAAAUAUUUGAAAGAAUGCCUCAAAGAGAUGUGGCUGCUUGGAAUGCAAUGCUUAUCGGUUUUGCUCGGUUGGGUUUUCUUGAUAAAGUGUUUAGUCUCUUUGGUGAGAUGAGGUUUGCUAGGAUUCAUCCUGAUUCAGUCACUGUUGUGGGGCUUAGUCAGGGACUUUCGGUUGCAAGGAGUUUGGAAUUACUGAAGGCACUUCAUUCCUUUGGGAUUCGAAUUGGGGUAGCACCUAAUGUUACAGUAGCUAACACUUGGAUUGCGGUAUAUGCCAAAUGUGGUGACUUGGCAUCAGCGGAGAAGGUUUUUGAUGAGAUUGAUAUUGCUGUGAGGACUGUCAUUUCUUGGAAUUCCAUGAUUGCUGGAUAUGCAAUCUUUGAAAAUUUUCUUGCUGCCUUUGAUUUAUACCAACAGAUGCUGGUUGAUGGAAUUAGGCCUGAUGCGAGCUCCGUUGUCAGCCUGAUUUCAUCGUGUGUGCAACCUGAAGCACUAUUUCAAGGAAAGCUAAUUCAUUCUCAUGGAAUCCAAUUGGGUUGUGAUUUGAACUUAUCUGUAAUUAAUACUCUUAUAUCCAUGUAUUCCAAGUGUGGAGAUAUUAAUUCUGCAAGAUUUUUAUUUGAUUGCAUGUCUGAUAGGACAUGUGUUUCAUGGACUGUUAUGAUUAGUGGGUAUGCUGAGAAAGGGGAUAUGGAUGAGGCAAUGACCUUGUUUCAUUCUAUGGAAAAAGCUGGUGAGACACCUGAUUUGGUUACUGUACUUUCUUUGAUUUCAGGUUGUGGCCAGACAGGAUCCCUUGAGCUUGGAAAAUGGAUUGACAGUUAUGCCAAAUCUAGAGGGUUUAAAGAUGAUGUAAUGAUCUGUAAUGCACUUAUAGAUAUGUAUUCAAAAUGUGGUAGUAUAUGUGAGGCUCAAGAUGCCUUUCAUGCCAUGCCUGAGAGGACUAUUGUUUCUUGGACAACCAUGAUCUUAGGUUGCACUGUGAAUGGAGAAUUUGGAGAAGCUUUGGACCUUUUCCACCAGAUGAGGGGUUUGGGCUUCAAACCAAACCACAUAACAUUCCUUGCUGUCCUUCAAGCUUGCACUCAUGCAGGCUUUCUUGAUAAAGGAUGGGAAUUGUUCAAUAUGAUGACCACAGUAUAUGGUAUCAAUCCUGGAUUAGAUCAUUAUUCAUGUAUGGCAGAUCUUCUUGGACGUAAAGGUAAGCUAAUAGAAGCUUUGAAGUUUGUUUUAAAUAUACCAAUUAAACCAGAUGCUGGAAUAUGGAGUGCAUUGCUUAGUGCUUGCAAGGUUCACCAAAAUGUAGAGAUUGGUAAGUAUGUAGCAAAUCUCCUAUUUGAGAUGGAGCCUCAAGUGGCUGCUCCGUAUGUGGAGAUGGCAAACAUAUAUGCAUCAACUGGAAGGUGGGAUGAAGUUGCAAUGAUAAGAUUGUUGAUGAAACGAAGUAAUGUAAGCAAGUCUCCUGGGCAAAGCCUUGUUCAAGUUAAUGGAAAAACACGUAGAUUUACUGUCGAAGAUAGAAGUCACCCUGAAAGUGUGCUUAUAUAUAUGCUGUUGGAUGAUUUAGCUUUGCAAUUAAAAGAUGAUGGAUAUCCCCUGUAUUUGGGGAAUAUUUCUGAAAUGGAAUUGAUUUGAAUUUCUAUGCUUUUAACAUUUACAGAAGAAUUCAGUUUAUAGAGAGAAACAUUCUUAUGAGCCAUUAUUCAAAGUGUAUCAAAAGUGGGAGGAAGUAACUCUGCUGUGAAAAGAAGGUUCUCACUGUAUUUAGACGGAAUUAACAAACACCAUCAGAUCUAGAUUGAAGGAAAUAACUACAUUAACGGAAGUUGGGGAGAGACACUUGAAAACUGUUGAAAUUGAAAUCAUGUUUGUGUCAGCAGAUGGUAUCCUAGUGUCCUUGAGAGUGUAAGAGAUCAUCUUUUUCAUUGUUGUUUUAUUGUGGUAUCAUUCCCUUGGCUUAUGAUGGAUUUGGCUUAUUUGAUAAACUGAAAUAACUUAAAAUUGGAGGGUGAGAACUGCGGACUAAAUGUGGAGCUCUAAAAUGCUGGAGCUUUUGUAUCCUUUCUGAUUGACCAGCAAUUUUCUAUGAUAAUAUGAAUAAUGCUUAAUCAAGUUGUUGGGGUGUUUUGGAGUUUGUUUAAUUGUUUUGCAAGCGUAACCAUGCUAUUUUGUUUCUUUAAGAACAGAUUGUUAGCAAAUAUGUUGAUAUCAUUUCGUACAUUCCCAUUUGUUAAUAGACAAUUUCUGGGAUACACAAUUUUCCUGAGAUGUGUUUCCAUAUCUUUGGCCGGUUAUAGGAGGCAUUAAUAGAUGUGACAUGGAUAUUGGGAAAGAAUUGUUUGGUGGUGUACUGGUAAACUCUAUCACACCCAUCAAGCCUUUACUCUAAUGUCUUGAUCAUUUCUCUAUCUCCUGUCUCCUUUUGGUAAUAUUUUGUUCCAAAAUAAGUAAUUUAUGCAUGUAUGCUGAGUCAUGCAGUAUCUGUUUCUUAAAAUGCUACCUGGUAAACCUGAAUUAAUUUUUAAUUUCUUAAUUCCUCUUUGUAGCUGAUAUGUUACAUCCGUGCUCCCAUAUAAUGCAAUUUGUUGUUGGCACAGCAUUAAUGUUACAGUUAAAAGAAUGUCUUGAGAAAGAUGUCCUGAAGGAAUCGUUUCCUUUUUUAUCAUUUAUGCUAAAUGUUACAUCUUGUACUUUCUCUCUUAUGGCCUUAAACCUGGUUUUCGUGAUGUUGCAUUUAUGGUUCCUUGGCACUAGUAAUGGUUUGAUGGUUUGACCCACUCCAACAAACUUGAUUUCAUAUCAUCAUAGUUCAUUCUGGACGGCUAUUUUUCACCUUCAAUUCCUCCAUGGAAUGCCAUUUCAUUGCUGCAAGAAUAAGAACAAACUUUCCUUUAAAAUGAAAUAGGGAAUUUCGAAUUCACCUAAAUACAUAUUGUAUUGAAUUUUAAUUAGUUUUUACAUGAUGUUUACUUUCAUCCUUUCUAUUUAUUUAACAAAUCAAAUUUAUAUUCUCAAAUAUAGCAUUUAUUAAUUUCAAUUAUUAUAUUCUAGCCAAUAGGAAAAAAGAUGAAUUAUUUUGAAGUAUGUAAGUGUUAUCCGCUGCACUUUAAUUUUUUACCUUGUUGGGAAUUGGUUAUUUUCACA
Molecule: messenger RNA, 3521 nt
Organism: Theobroma umbraticum
Lineage: Eukaryota; Viridiplantae; Streptophyta; Magnoliopsida; Malvales; Malvaceae
Product: Tetratricopeptide repeat (TPR)-like superfamily protein
Biological process (GO): RNA modification
Molecular function (GO): RNA binding; protein binding
Source: RefSeq, a predicted model, not a curated record